CUGGUGCGCUGCAACCGCAUACCUACGAUACGAGCCCCACGAACAAAACCCCCACGAUACCCACGAUAAGCCCCAGAGAACGAAGCCAGCACGCCCACACACCAUGUCCGGACUCGAGAAAGCCCUUUUCAACCUCAAGUUCACGGCGAAGCAGCUGAACCGCCAAGCCGCAAAGGCGGGCAAAGAUGAGCAGACGGAGAAGACGAAGCUGGAGAAGGCGAUGAAGCAAGGGCACAACGACAUUGCGCGCAUCUACGCGGGCAACGCGAUCCGCAAGCAGAACGAGAAGCUGAACCUGCUGCGGCUGGCGUCGCGCAUCGAUGCCGUUAGCAGCAGGGUGCAGACGGCCGUGACGAUGCGGCAGGUCACGGGCAGCAUGGCCAACGUGGUCAAGGGCAUGGAUUCAGCGAUGAAGGCCAUGGAUCUCGAGAAGAUCUCCGCCGUAAUGGACAAAUUCGAGACGCAAUUCGAAGACCUGGACGUCGCGACCGGCUACUACGAGAACGCGACGUCGUCGGCCACGGCCGUCGGCACGCCGCAGGAGGACGUCGACCGCCUGAUGGCGCAGGCGGCGGACAAGGCCGGCGUGGAGCUGACGCAGGAGCUGGCGGGCGCGACGCCUGCGAAGACCAAGGUCGGGCCGACGGAGCAGGAGGAGGAGGGCUUGAAUGAGCGGCUGCGCGCGCUGAGGAACUAGUGCGCUGGUAGUGGUGGUGGUGCUCCUGGCGAUGUCGCCUCGUAUGGAGCACGCACGCAUGGCAGUGUUGUGACGCGAUUGCACGGAGUUUCUGGCGUUGCGGGAUUGAUAGGUUGGGCAGGGCAGGGACGGGCUCAGGACUUCGUACAUAGGUAGGUACAUAGGCAGGCAGGGAAGAAAGCCAUAACGCACCCAAACCUACGCCUGGGAUCCACGACCUCCCUCCC
This is a messenger RNA of Aplosporella prunicola CBS 121167, 924 nucleotides long. RefSeq lists its product as uncharacterized. The coding region runs from base 104 to 697 and encodes 197 amino acids. Gene Ontology annotation, cellular component: multivesicular body; ESCRT III complex. The record is from RefSeq and is a predicted model, not a curated record. The transcript is spliced from 4 exons. Gene Ontology annotation, biological process: late endosome to vacuole transport; protein transport; endosome transport via multivesicular body sorting pathway. NCBI's taxonomy places the organism in Eukaryota, Fungi, Ascomycota, Dothideomycetes, Botryosphaeriales, Aplosporellaceae.